AUGGCGCACCAUCACCGACACCAAGAUGAGCAGGAGUUCGAGUCGGGCCUCGAGGUCGUCGCCGCCCCGAGCCCCUGGCGCCCGAACGACAUCCCGCUCCCAGAGGUCGUGCCCUACGCCCACGUCGACGCCAAGCCCGCCUUGGCACCGCACGUCGCCGACGACGCCCUCGCCUGGAACCACUACUACAAACAGAACCCGGGCCUCGAGGUCGCCCCCGUCUCGCCGUACUCAUCCGCGUACGGCCCCGGCGGUCAGCAGCACCCUCCGGGCUACCACCACCCGUCGGCGACGCCGCUAAGCCAGAGGUCGCUCGACGCCGACGGCCAGCGGAAGCUGUGCGGCGUGCGUCGGAAGCUAUGCUACAUCGUCAUGGCCGUCGCCAUCGUCAUUGCCGUGGCGGCCAUCGCCAUCGGCGUCGGCGUGGGCUUGGCGGUCGGGCGGCGCUCGCAGGGCGACUCAGGCGACUCAACAAACCUCGAGUCAACAAAAAACGCAACAAUCACCUGCCCGGCCAAGGACAACGCGACCUUCUCGGCGCAGGACAACCCCGCCCGCCACUUCCGCCUCCUCUGCGGCCACGACUACAACUCGGCGGACGGCGCCAUAGACCUCUCGUCGCAAAACACCACCACGAUGGCCGCCUGCAUCGACCUCUGCGCCGCCCACGCCGAUUGCGUCGGCGCCGGCUGGGGCGAGUACUACGGCAACCGCGUCUGCUGGAUGAAGAGCCGGCUCGGGGAGAUGAACACGUCGGGGAACUGGCUCUUCGCCGUGGACGUCAACAAGGCGAAGGUGUAA
Colletotrichum navitas is the source of this 801-nucleotide messenger RNA. RefSeq lists its product as uncharacterized. The record is from RefSeq and is a predicted model, not a curated record. Lineage: Eukaryota; Fungi; Ascomycota; Sordariomycetes; Glomerellales; Glomerellaceae. The transcript is spliced from 2 exons. The coding region runs from base 1 to 801 and encodes 266 amino acids.